Molecule: messenger RNA, 696 nt
Organism: Chanos chanos (milkfish)
Lineage: Eukaryota; Metazoa; Chordata; Actinopteri; Gonorynchiformes; Chanidae
Product: tumor necrosis factor receptor superfamily member 14-like
Exons: 5
Coding region: 1-696 (231 amino acids)
Biological process (GO): positive regulation of T cell migration; signal transduction; defense response to Gram-negative bacterium
Cellular component (GO): external side of plasma membrane; membrane
Molecular function (GO): transmembrane signaling receptor activity; protein binding
Source: RefSeq, a predicted model, not a curated record
AUGUUCAUGUUAAUAUCAAUAAUAUAUUUUUUAGCUAUAAUGCUACUUUCUAACUUUCAACUCUGCAUCGGUGCUUGUGGUAUAGCUGAAUAUGAAGUGGAAGGAGAAUGUUGCCCUAUGUGUGGUCCUGGAUAUCGUGUCUACAGACAUUGUGCUGAAUACACAUCUACAUCAUGUAUACCCUGCAUUCAAUCCACUUUCACUGAUUUACCCAAUGGUUUAGUAAAGUGUAUUCAGUGUACAGUCUGUGAUUCCAGGCAAGGGUUAAGAACAAAGACAGAGUGCACAUUGACUGCAGACACCAUCUGUGAACCACGUGAAGGAUUUUACUGUAUUGACCAACACAAACACAGUUGUAGAGCAGCUCUUGAACAUUCAAAAUGUAACCCUGGACAAUACAUCAUACAGAAAGGAACAGCAGAUACAGACACUGUGUGUGGUGACUGUGUUGGUGAAACUUACUCAGACGGUUCAUUCACAUCCUGUCUGUCACAUACACAGUGUGAGAAUUCCAUUGGAGUUGUGAGAUGGGAAAAAAGGCCAGGAACUCAUUCAUCAGAUACUGAAUGUGAAGAAAUACAGACAGUUCCUAUCAUACUUGGUGUUUUAUCUGGUGUUUUAGUUAUUGCAGUGGGAGUAGGAUCUGUUGUUGUUCUCAAAAAGAAGAGAAACAUUAGACGUGUUGUUCCAAACUAA